Molecule: messenger RNA, 431 nt
Organism: Notothenia coriiceps (black rockcod)
Lineage: Eukaryota; Metazoa; Chordata; Actinopteri; Perciformes; Nototheniidae
Product: kinetochore-associated protein 1-like
Exons: 4
Biological process (GO): mitotic spindle assembly checkpoint signaling; protein localization to kinetochore involved in kinetochore assembly; mitotic sister chromatid segregation
Cellular component (GO): RZZ complex; kinetochore microtubule; cytoplasm
Molecular function (GO): small GTPase binding
Source: RefSeq, a predicted model, not a curated record
ACAAGAGCUUUUAAAGGAGAGCUACCGUCUGAUGGAGAUCAGGAAACUUCUCCGGGGCUACGGGAUCCGCAACUUCAACCUCUCUAACAGCACUCAAAUUAUGACGCUGAUUAGAUACAUCCUAAAGCAAGACUUGCCAAUGUCCUUAGAUGACUCGCUGACUUUAGCUGAAGCGUACAAACUUCCCAACUCGCAGAUUAAUUACUUGUUUCUCACUCAGCUGAUCGGCCAAGGCAGGACUGAGGAGUUCAUGACUGUCCUGAAGAAGCUGUCCUGUGCCGAGGCACAGUGUGUGAUCGAGCGCCUCACCACCUGGGCCAGGCUGCAGCUGGAGGACAAAGAACACAUUUCUGAUGAGCACAAGAAGAACCAGAUGGUCGUGGCUCAGGGGAUGGUGGAGGCUCUGAAAUACAUGCAUAUAAUCCAAAAGG